CACUUUAAUCACGGUCCAAUUCAUCUCCAAAUUCGCUUCAGAAUUCAAUUCAAUUCUCGAAUACAUUCAUCUACUUGAUUAUUUCAAGGUAUUUUUUAUCAAUUUUCGCAAUUUUGAUUUGUGUAUUUUGCUUGAUAAUUUCCCAAUUUCUGACCUAGUUUUGAUUAUUUAUUCCAAUUCCAUUAGUAUUGAAUUGAAAUUAUUAAUUGUUGAUUAUCGAAUUCUUUAUUUGCUGAAUUUCGUGAGCUGCUUUUAUAAUUUGAAUUUGUGAGUUGUUUUUUAUUACCGAAUUGCACUCAUAUUUGGUGAGUUGUUUUUGUUUUGUGUUUGAUAUUCUGAUUUGUUUUUUAUUUUGAUUUUUGAUUUGCAUUUGUUAUAUAUUUUAGAUUUUUGAUUAUCUAUUUGUUCCUUUCAAUUUGUGUUUUUAAUUUAUGUGUUCAAAUUUGUAUUCAAUCAUGUAGUUUUUGAUUUACAGAUCAGUAUUCUUUCGAGCAAUGGCAUCAGAAUUUCAUCAUAGUUCGUCCUCAUCAUUGACGGAAUCAAAUUCUGUUGUGGAUAAUGAACAAUAUGCAAGUUGUUCUAAUUCAAAUGUGGCUGUUACUCCUGAAGUAAUUCCUAUAUUAAGUCCAGGGGGAACGAGAGAAUGGAUUCCAUGUUGUUCUGAUGAGUUAAAACCUGUUGUAGGGAUGAAAUUUAUGAGUGUCGAAGAGGGUAUUUCAUUUUAUAAAGCAUAUUCAAAAGCUGCUGGUUUUGUGAUGAGGAAAUCUACUGCUACAAAAAGGAAGGCACUAUACGUUAUUGCUUUUCAGUAUUGUUUAUGCAACAAGGCUGGUUUCAAAGAAAAAGCAAUAGUUAAGGUUGGAGGCAUGCCAAAUGUUAAAAAAGGGGAAGGUAAUGAAGAUAAAGUACCUAUACCUCGAAGAAGGCUAGUUACUCGUGUUGGUUGCAAGGUUCGGACGGUUAUGAAGUAA
Spinacia oleracea (spinach) is the source of this 971-nucleotide messenger RNA. Its product is annotated as protein FAR1-RELATED SEQUENCE 5-like. Lineage: Eukaryota; Viridiplantae; Streptophyta; Magnoliopsida; Caryophyllales; Amaranthaceae. Bases 495 to 971 code for a protein of 158 amino acids. The transcript has 2 exons. The record is from RefSeq and is a predicted model, not a curated record.